AAGUCCACUCAGCAUCGUGUCUUGAAGUAACUACAAGCACUUUGGUUCUUCUUUAAAAAAAAAAAAAAAGGGGAAAAAAAAGGAGAAGAAGGGAGGACAGCAUCUUCGCCAACUACAUCUGGCAACCCACAUCGCUGCUCCGGACCUCCUCCAAGCACUGAGGAUUCUUGUUCACAUCCUGACAUGAAGCUCAAUUUCUUUGGUACCAUUGUGAUUCUGCUCGUUGCCUUCCUGCCGCGCUACGAAUGUCGGGCUGUUGAGAGCCCCGGCGGAGUUCUGCGCAUCCCCGCUGCCCAAAGCCCAAACUCCCAGCAGCAGCAGCAGCAGCAACAGCAGCACCGGUCGCCCUCGGGUCCCAUCCUGGAGCGCCUGGGCGAGGAGUACUUCCUCCGGCUGGGCAGCGGGGACUCAAACUCUCUCCCCCCGUCGUCCAUGUACCCCCUGGGCGCAGGUGGCCUCCUCAACAGGGCGCUGCAGCUCCAGCUGACUCGGCGGCUUUUGCAAGGCAGAGUUGGCAACAUGCGCGCGUUCGUCGGCGGCUUGGCGGACCGCAAGGAAGACGGUUCCUACGACUCGAGGGAGCGGGGACGCAGGUCCGAAGACCCGCCCAUCUCCCUGGACCUCACCUUCCACCUGCUGCGGGAGAUGAUGGAGAUGUCCAGGGCGGAGCAGAUCGCGCAGCAGGCUCAAAACAACAGAAGAAUGAUGGAGCUCUUCGGGAAGUGAGGACCAAAGACCCUUCCCACCUAAAAUCCUUUUAUUUAUUUAUUAUAUAUUAUAAUAUUAUCUUUUGCAUUUGUAAAAUCAGCACAAAAACAUGCUCUGUACAAUAUCGUGCUGCUUUAUCACUCUAUUAUUUAUAGCUGUGACCACAAACAUGAACAUGGAAUGACUUAAAAAUGAUAAUGAUGCCAUGUCAGAAAAUUAUAUAUAUAUAUAUAUAUAUAUAUAUAUAUAUAUAUAUAUAUAUAUAUAUAUAUAUAUAUAUAUAUACACCGUAUUUUUCGGACAAUAAGUCGCAGUUUUUUUCUUAGUUUGGCCACGGGUGCGACUUAUACUCAGGAGUGACUUGUGUGUGAAAUUAUGAACACAUUACCGUAAAAUAUCAAAUAAUAUUAUUUAGCUCAUUCACGUAAGAGACUAGACCAGGGGUAGGGGACCUAUGGCUUUAGAGACAGAUAUGGCUCUUUUGAUGACUGCAUCUGGCUCUCAGAUAAAUCUUAGCUGACAGUGCUUAACACGAUAAGUAAUGAAUAAUUACGCUGGUAAUCACAGUGUCAAAAAUAACGUUCAAAAUAUAAAUCAUUCUCAUGCAUUUUAAUCCAUCCAUCCGGUUUCUACCGCACCAAUUCAAGAAGUCGGAUUAAUGGUAAGAAAUAUUUCAUUUAUUGUCGGUUAGCUUCAGAAUAACAAUGUUAUUAAAAAGAAUAAGGGACUUAUUUUACGUAUUAUAUUAAAAUGUUGGUCUUACUUAAAAAUACACGCAUUUAGUUGUAU
Nerophis ophidion (straightnose pipefish) is the source of this 1497-nucleotide messenger RNA. RefSeq names its product corticotropin releasing hormone b (gene crhb). Gene Ontology annotation, cellular component: extracellular region. Bases 184 to 726 code for a protein of 180 amino acids. The record is from RefSeq and is a predicted model, not a curated record. NCBI's taxonomy places the organism in Eukaryota, Metazoa, Chordata, Actinopteri, Syngnathiformes, Syngnathidae. Gene Ontology annotation, molecular function: hormone activity. The transcript is spliced from 2 exons.